This is a messenger RNA of Phymastichus coffea, 1333 nucleotides long. Its product is annotated as cell adhesion molecule 4-like. The record is from RefSeq and is a predicted model, not a curated record. Gene Ontology annotation, biological process: synapse organization. Lineage: Eukaryota; Metazoa; Arthropoda; Insecta; Hymenoptera; Eulophidae. Gene Ontology annotation, cellular component: neuron projection membrane.
AUGAUGUUGAAGAGACACACGGCCGUGUUGGCCGUUUUUUUGAUGCACCUUACUGGAUUAUCAAGAGCCACAAUCCCCUCAGGUGGAAAGACAUUUCCCGGAAUGGAAAAUCUACCGAGGUCGUUCUGGCACGAGCUGAGCUCCCCUUUCACCGAGGUCUAUGAAGAAGAAAGCUCGGUCACGGAAACUGGAGCGACCCCCGAGCCACGGCCAUUCUUCGAAGAUCCAGACAACAACGUGACUGUGCAGCUCGGCGCUCAGGUCUUCCUUCACUGCCGUGUGCAGCAUCUCAACUCGAGAACAGUGUCUUGGGUAAGAAGACGUGGCGAGGAGUUACACCUACUAACUUUCGGCCAGCAGACGUACUCUAGUGACUCUCGAUUCUCUCUCGACUCGGAGAUGCCAAAUAAUUGGCGGUUACGGCUUAGCUCGGCAACCGAACGAGACACUGGCACCUACGAGUGUCAAGUCAGUGCUCAUCCACCUCUCGUAAGGACUGUUCAUCUCACGGUUUCCGUGCCACGUGUGGAGAUAGUGGAUGAGCAUGGCGCAACCGCAGGCGACAAGUUUUACAAAGCCGGCAGUACGAUAGAGCUCAAGUGUGUGGUCAGCAAAGUACCACAUCCCACGGGCUACGUGACGUGGAUGCACGGCUCUCGAACUCUCAACUACGACACGAUUCGAGGCGGCAUAAGCGUAAAAACUGACAUGGGCGCCGAGGGGGCGGUCUCGCGCCUUUACAUCGCCAACGCCAACAAAAAGGACAGCGGCAACUAUAGUUGCGCUCUCGCCGACGUCGCUGCCACCACUGUAUCCGUCCACGUUCUAAACGGUGAAAACCCAGCAGCAAUGCAACACGGAGCGAGUCAGGGUUUAAGGUCAACCUUCCUUCUCACAGCUCUUUUGACCCUCACAUCAGUUCUGAGGUGACCACGAGGCCUGAAUGAACCGCAUCUGACGUUAAUUCAUUGAGAGAAGUCGAUUUUUGGUUUCUCUCCUAUUACUUUUAGGAAAAGGUAGAGACAGAGAAAAAGAUAAAUCGCGAGGGUACGUUUGAUGAUUUCGUCAUACAAUUUUAAACGGAUAAAGAUGUUUUUGUAAGCGAUACGUUAACAAAUAAGAAUACACUCACACACUCAUACAUUUUGAAUCUUAACGUAGACUAUAAGAAUAUAAAUAUUCUUGUAAAUAUAAAAAAAAUACCUGAUGUAACGCAUAAACUGACAUGACGCGCCAAGUCUUGUAAAUGUAUAUAAUGCGCGGUAUACAUAUAUAUAGUGAGAGAGUGAAUUGCGUCGUUGGAAAAUAUUUCUCUUACUCUUGGAUUUUUUUC